AUGGGCAACUGCAGUUCCACGGGUGUCUCCUCCGAUGCUUCCGAGCUUCAGGUGGCGGCUUCAGCGAGGCAUCCGAGCCUUGCCGGACUCCCCAUGCGAACGAACAUGAAGUUCGGCUGGCGACCAGACAUGCCAGACCACCGCGACCUCCGUGUGACCUUCGACAAGGUCGAUGCACCAAGCCACAUCACCAAGAAGUCUGAAGGAGACAAGGAGAUCAUUGACCUGCGGCCAAUGAACGGUGGCUUCCCCAUCUUCGAUCAGGGUCAUCUCGGCAGCUGCACAGCGAACGCUUUGGCAGCAGCCUUCCACUUCGCCCUCCACAAGAUGACGGUGGAGAACCACAAGGACUUCGCCGACUUCACCCCAAGCCGGCUGUUCAUCUACUACAACGAGCGCCUUGUGGAGGGCAGCGUGAACCAGGAUGCUGGGGCGAUGAUCCGGGACGGCAUCAAGACGAUGUCCAAGGUAGGUGUGUGCCCGGAGAGCAUCUGGAAGUAUGACGACCAGCAUGACUUCUUCAAGCAGCAGCCCAGUGACAAGGCCUACGAGCUGGCACAGAAAUGCAGGGUCAUGGGCUACGCCCGCGUCGCCCAGGACCUGAGCCAGUUCAAGGCAUGCCUGAAGAAUGGCUACCCCUUCGUCUUCGGCUUUGCCGUCUUGUCUAGCUUCCAGACAGCAGAGGUUGCCAGGACCGGCAAGAUGGUGAUGCCGCAGCCGACCGACCAACAGCUGGGCGGCCAUGCCGUCACUGCCGUGGGCUACGACGACUUCCAGCAGUGCUUCAUCGUCCGCAACUCUUGGGGCGAAGGGUGGGGCGACAAGGGCUACUUCUACAUGCCCUACGAGUACAUGUGCCAUCCCGCCCUUGCCUCCGACUUCUGGGCCAUCAACUGGGUUGAGGGCUUCAAGAACACUAGCAGCCUCUCCGAGGGCAAGUUGACCAUCGGAGGGGCCCCCCGGCAUCCGAAUGUUGUGUCCCUCAACAUGCGCACGAACAUGAAGUUCGGCUGGAGACCGGACAUGCCGGACCACCGCGACCAAACCGUGACCUUCAACAAGGUCGAAGCGCCCAGCCACAUCAAGAAGAAGGUCGAAGGAAUCUCGCUCUGCCAGUGUGUUGCUGUGAUGUGUUUGCAUGAUGGAGCGAAAGAGCUCAUUGACCUGCGGCCCAUGAACGGUGGCUUCCCCAUCUUCGAUCAGGACGCCUCUAUCGGGAGUAUGAAUCAGGGGCAUCUCGGCAGCUGCACGGCGAACGCUUUGGCAGCAGCCUUCCACUUCACCCUCCACAAGAUGACGGUGGAGAACCACAAGGACUUCGCCGACUUCACCCCAAGCCGGCUGUUCAUCUACUACAACGAGCGCCUUGUGGAGGGCAGCGUGAACCAGGAUGCUGGGGCGAUGAUCCGGGACGGCAUCAAGACGAUGGCCAAGGUCGGCGUUUGCCCGGAGAGCAUCUGGAAGUAUGACGACCAGCAUGACUUCUUCAAGCAGCAGCCCAGUGACAAGGCCUACGAGCUCGCACAGAAGUGCAAGGUCGUUGGCUACGCCCGUGUGGCCCAGGACUUGAGCCAGUUCAAGAUGUGCAUCAGGAACGGCUACCCUUUCGUCUUCGGUUUUGCUGUCCUGACGAGCUUCCAGACAGCGGAGGUUGCCAGGACCGGCAAGAUGGUGAUGCCGCAGCCGACCGACCAACAGCUGGGUGGCCAUGCCGUCACUGCCGUGGGCUACGACGACUUCAAGCAGUGCUUCAUCGUCCGCAACUCUUGGGGAGAAGGGUGGGGCGACAAGGGCUACUUCUACAUGCCGUACGAGUACAUUUGCCACCCCGCGCUUGCCCACGACUUCUGGGCGAUCAACUGGGUCGAGGGCUUCAAGAACACGACCACCCAGAACCCGGCCAAGAAGUGA
Symbiodinium sp. CCMP2592 is the source of this 1911-nucleotide messenger RNA. The record is from the annotation of a GenBank genome assembly. NCBI's taxonomy places the organism in Eukaryota, Dinophyceae, Suessiales, Symbiodiniaceae.